Messenger RNA from Hemiscyllium ocellatum (epaulette shark), 1682 nucleotides. RefSeq lists its product as uncharacterized. NCBI's taxonomy places the organism in Eukaryota, Metazoa, Chordata, Chondrichthyes, Orectolobiformes, Hemiscylliidae. Gene Ontology annotation, molecular function: protein binding. The record is from RefSeq and is a predicted model, not a curated record. The transcript has 12 exons. The coding region runs from base 1 to 1593 and encodes 530 amino acids.
AUGUUGCCAAUGGGUCUGAGUAGCCUGGAAGUCAUUUCAGAGAUGUAUUUGAUAGCACACAAUGGCUCCAUGUUCCAUUGUCGGUUAGUGCUGCCUCUGCCAAAGCACCUGGUUAUUUUUGGUAUGGGAAACUGGGACACGUCCCCAGAGGAGACCUUCCUUUCAGUUGAGGUGUCAGUGAGCCCUGAGACAAAAUCCCAGCGAAUUGGAAUGCUUUCUUCAGUGGCAAGGUGUCUGGUGUGGCAGGGAGAAUGGAAGACAGACCUGGUGGCAGCUGCUAACAUCAACGCGGAGAGGGGGGGCCAUGGCACACUCUCUCUGAUCCUCAAUGGACAGUUGAAGCGGGUGGAUUUCUUGAGCAGCACUCCAGUGGUCCCUGUGAAGACUCGUCCAGCCCUUGAUGAUCUCCUAUCUGAUCUCCUCGAUGACUUCUGUCCAUCGUUCCCCUGUCUCUCUGCACUCCCUCGGGUGGACCAUGCCCAUCUACAGCAAGACACGAGCCUGAAUUUCACCCUGAAGAUGGAGGAGGCUUCCUGUCCUCGGGCACCAUUUCCUGCUCCGUUAGGGGACACGGACUCCUCUGGAAAGGACACAGACUCUUCUGGAAAAGAGACAGAUUCUUCCGACGAGCUAGCCUGUCCAAGUCCACGCUGGAAUCACACACUGUGCCUGAGUGACCCAGACACAGCCAUUCUGAUUGGAGGGGAGAGGGGACCGAAGAGCUACUGUAAAGAUGGUCUGUGGAGGUUGGAGCUUGAUAAUGGUGAGAAUUUCUGGUUUCCCUUGGAGACGACCUCGACAAAGACCAUUCCAGUUCCUCGACGUGUCUGUGGUCACUCUGCCACCUAUGAUCCUGACACCAAACGCAUCUACAUUUUCGGAGGGGUGAAAGAUGAGCAAUGCUUCGAUAAUGUUUACGUUCUGGAUACUUUGACCUGGAAGUGGUCUUCUGUAAUUGGGAGGGGUAAGGUGCCCUCACUGGCCUAUCACAGUGCGGUGGUCUUCCAUCGGGAGCUCUUUGUAUUCGGUGGGUUACUUUGCCGAACGCCACUGACCAAAGAAAGCUGCAGCAACACCCUGUACAUCUUCAACGCUGAGCAUGAGAUCUGGUACCAGCCUAUCGUGGUGGGUGAAAGGCCCCUCCCUCGCUACUGUCACUCUGGCACUCUCCUGCGAGAUAAACUCCUCCUGUUUGGUGGCAGUCGGAGCAGAGUGUUCCUGAACGACCUUCACAUGUUGGAUCUUGGCUUCAUGGAGUACAUUAACAUCCAGGGUCAAGCCCCUCCUCCACCAAGAUGCUGCCAUGCUGCUGUUCCUGUGUGUGGUAACAAGAUGCUGAUCAGCGGUGGACAUAAUCUGAGCGGAGCCCUGCAGGAUUUGUUCAUCUUCAAUAUAGACACCUACAGUUGGAGCAGUCUGUCUCACCCUAUACUCUGCUCCGUGCCACGGACUGGUCACAGCCUAGUGUAUCUGAACUCGAGUCGAUGCAGUACAGGGUCCUGCCACAAGCUACUGGUGUUUGGGGGCUCGGACAACGCUGGGAAAUUCUACAGUGACACAGUCCGAGUAGGCAUGGUGCUGGAUGGGGACUGAACCAACCUCUCCUGAAAAUUAACUUCCAUGUAAGUGUGUGGCGGUAAACUCUAGGAGCAGGCGAUGUGGACAACAGCCAUCUGACCAUC